This is a messenger RNA of Euleptes europaea (tarantolino), 3955 nucleotides long. Its product is annotated as 1-phosphatidylinositol 4,5-bisphosphate phosphodiesterase gamma-1-like. The transcript has 32 exons. Gene Ontology annotation, molecular function: phosphatidylinositol-4,5-bisphosphate phospholipase C activity; protein binding; calcium ion binding. Bases 1 to 3897 code for a protein of 1298 amino acids. The record is from RefSeq and is a predicted model, not a curated record. Gene Ontology annotation, biological process: phosphatidylinositol-mediated signaling; positive regulation of epithelial cell migration; phospholipid catabolic process. NCBI's taxonomy places the organism in Eukaryota, Metazoa, Chordata, Lepidosauria, Squamata, Sphaerodactylidae.
AUGGCUCUGUCCAGGCUGGCCGGCAGCCUCAACGGCUUCCCGUCGGGGCUGGAGCCGUCGGGGCUGGAGGGCAGUGGCGGGGAGGUGGUCCGGCUGCUGCAGUGCCUGGAGGCCGGCGCCGUCCUCACCCUCUUCCACCAGAAGAAGUCGCAGCGGCCCGAGCGGAGGAGCUUCCAGCUGCGCCCCGGGAGCCGCCAGCUCGUCUGGAGCCGCGCGCCCGAGAAGCUGGACGGCGACGUGGAUAUUCGGGAAAUCAAAGAGAUUCGGCCAGGGAAGAAUUCCCGGGAUUUUGAACGAUAUCCAGAAGAUGCCCGGAAAUUGGACUCUGCCUUGUGUUUCAUCAUCUUGUAUGGGGUGGAUUUCAGGCUGAAGACAUUGAGUUUGGCAGCCUUCUGCGAAGAUGACGUCAACCUGUGGAUAGCAGGCCUGAACUGGCUGGUGACGGACACACAGAGAGCACCGAUGCCGCUCCACAUUGAAAGGUGGCUGAGGAAGCAGUUUGACCUGAUGGACAGAUCGAGAGAAGGCAGCGUCACCCCCAAGGAUCUGAAGGCCCUCUUGCCUCAGACCAACUAUCGUGUGCCUAACAUGAGAUUCCUGAGGGACAAGCUUCUGGAGGUGGAAGUAAGGACCGAAAUGACCUUCAGCCACUUCGCACAUUUCUAUAAAAACCUGAUGUUUGAUGCCCAGAAAUCGAUCAUUGAGCAGCUAGAACUGUCUUUUCCCUUGCGAAAUGUGGACCGGCCAGAGCUCUGCCAGAUCACCUUGUAUGAUUUUCAGAAGUUCCUGCAGUAUGACCAGAAGGAGCCCUGGGCAAGUGACAUUGGCCGAGUCCGGGAGUUCAUGUGCAGCUACCUGCAGGAUCCCUUCAGCGACAUGACCGAACCUUUCUUCCAGCUGGAUGAGUUCCUGACGUUCCUCUUCUCCAAAGAAAACAUGGUCAUGGACUCCAAGUACGAGCGGGUUGUGCCGGAGGAAAUGAAUUACCCCUUAUCUCAGUAUUGGAUCUCCUCCUCCCAUAACACGUAUCUCACCGGAGACCAAUUCUCCAGUGAGUCCUCUCUGGAAGCUUACGCCCGCUGCCUCCGCAUGGGCUGCCGUUGCAUCGAAUUGGACUGUUGGGAUGGUCCCGAUGACCUGCCGAUCAUUUACCACGGCCACACCCUCACCUCCAAAAUCAAAUUCCUGGAUGUUCUUCACACCAUUAAGGAGCAUGCCUUCGCCACCUCCGAGUUUCCCAUCAUUCUCUCCAUCGAGGACCACUGCAGCAUUGUCCAGCAGAGGAACAUGGCGUCCCACUUCAAGAAGGUCUUCGGGGACAUGCUGCUGACCAAGCCGGUGGAUGUCAACGCCGACCAACUGCCCUCGCCUGCCCAGCUCAGGAAGAAAAUCCUCAUCAAGCACAAGAAGCUGGUGGAAGGGAACCUGUACGAAGAGGUCUCCAUGGCCAGUUAUUCCGAGAACGACAUCAGCAACUCCAUCAAGAAUGGCAUCCUUUACCUGGAGGAUCCGAUUGACCACACCUGGAGCCCGCACUACUUUGUUCUGACGAGCAACAAGAUCUAUUACUCAGAGGAGACCUCCCGCUACCAGACCAACGAAGAUGAGGAGGAACCGGAACAGAAAGAGGAGUUUAACAACAACGAGCUGCACUUCACUGAGAAAUGGUUCCACGGCAAACUGGGCGGAGGCCGAGAUGGGCGCCAGAUCGCCGAGAAGCUUCUUCACGAGUACUGUACGGAGACAGGGGGCAAAGAUGGCACUUUCCUGGUGCGGGAGAGCGAGACCUUUGUGGGCGACUACACCCUCUCCUUCUGGCGCUCUGGCCGCGUCCAGCACUGCCGCAUCCAUUCCCGGCAGGAAGCCGGGGCCACCAAGUUCUACCUGACGGACAACUUGGUCUUCGACAGCCUCUAUGGCCUCAUCUGCCACUACCGCGAGGUGCCACUACGCUGCAACGAGUUCGAGAUGCGGCUAACAGACCCCGUGCCGCAGCCGAACGCCCAUGAGAGCAAGGAGUGGUACCACGCCAACCUGACCCGCUUGCAGGCCGAGCACAUGCUGAUGCGGGUGCCCCGGGAUGGCGCAUUCCUCGUGCGCAAACGCAGCGAGCCCAACUCCUAUGCUAUCUCUUUCCGAGCGGAAGGCAAGAUCAAGCACUGCCGAAUUCAGCAGGAAGGGCGCAUGUUCAUGCUGGGCAGCUCGGCUGAAUUCGAGAGUCUCCUCGACCUGGUUAGCUACUACGAGAAGCACCCCCUGUACCGCAAGAUGAAACUGCGCUACCCGAUCAACGAGGAGACCCUGGAGAAGAUGGGCACGGCGGAGUUGGACUACGGAGCGCUCUAUGAGGUGCGGACCCCCCAUUUCUACGUAGAGGCCAACAAGAUGCCAGUGGCCAAGUGUACAGUGAAGGCCUUGUACGACUACAGAGCCCAGCGGGAGGACGAGCUUUCGUUCUGCAAACAAGCCAUCAUUCACAAUGUCGACAAGCAGGAUGGAGGAUGGUGGCGAGGAGACUAUGGGGGCAAGAAGCAGCUCUGGUUUCCGGCCAACUACGUGGAAGAGAUCAUGAACACCUCUGCACCAGAACAGGACGAAGCUUCCGCAGAGAACAGCCCCCUGGGUAACUUCUUGAAAGGGUUCAUUGACGUCCCCUCUUGCCAUAUAGUUAUCUCCAAAGACGGGAGGAGCUGCAAACCAUUUGUCUUCACCAUCCAUUCCCAGCAGAUGACCCAGUCAUUGGACAUUGCCGCCGACACCCAGGAGGAGCUCAACGACUGGGUGGCCAAGAUCAGGGAAGCCACGCAGAAUGCGGAUGCCAGGAUGCAGGAGGGUAAGAUCAUGGAGCGGAGGAAGAAGAUUGCUCUGGAGCUGUCAGAAUUGGUCGUUUACUGCCGUCCAGUGCCUUUCGACGAAGAGAAAAUCGGCACCGAGAAAGCGUGCUACCGGGACAUGUCUUCCUUCCCCGAGACCAAGGCUGAGAAGUACGCCAACCGCAGCAAGGGCAAGAAAUUCCUGCAGUACAACCGCCGGCAGCUGAGCCGCGUCUACCCCAAGGGGCAGCGGCUCGACUCCUCGAACUACGACCCCCUGCCCAUGUGGCUCUGCGGCAGCCAGUUGGUGGCCCUCAACUUCCAGACCCCAGACAAGCCAAUGCAGUUAAACCAGGCGCUGUUCACCUUGGGGGGCCGCAGCGGGUACGUGCUGCAGCCAGACAUCAUGCGGGACGACCUCUUUGACCCCUUCGACAAGAGCAGCCUGAAGCUUGUGGAGCCCAUAACUGUUCAGCUGCAGAUCCUGGGGGCUCGGCACCUCCCCAAGAACGGGCGCAGCAUCGUCUGUCCCUUUGUGGAGGUGGAGGUCUGUGGCUCCGAGUUCGACAACAGCAAAAACAAGACAGAAGUUGUGGCUGACAAUGGCCUCAAUCCCGUCUGGCUCGUCAAGCAGUUUGUCUUCGAUAUCAACAACCCCGAGUUUGCCUUCCUACGUUUUGUGGUCUAUGAGGAGGACAUGUUCAGCGAUCCCAACUUCUUGGCUCAGGCUACCUUCCCCGUUAAAAGCCUCAAAACAGGUUACAGGUCGGUGCCUCUGAAGAACAGCUACAGUGAGGACCUCGAACUGGCCGCCCUGUUGAUCCACAUCGAAAUCGUCAAUGCCAAGGAAGAGGACGACGAGAACCUCUACUCCUCCAUCCAGCAGCUGCGGGACCGAGCCAGUGAGCUCUCCAACCAGGUCUCCAGCUUUGAGCACAGCAACAACUGCGACUCGCGCUACCAGCAGCGGCUGGACGAGCUGCGCGCUGCCCAGGAGCGGCUCAUGGAGCUGACAGAAGUGCGCAACAGGAAGUUGAUGGAGAAAAAGAAGCGCGAUCGGCAGCUGGCCAACAAACGCAACUGAACCAGCCCUGACAUUCACAUUCCUGGCUACGGGGAGGCUGGGAGCAGCGCCCCCCACC